Mauremys reevesii (Reeves's turtle) is the source of this 648-nucleotide messenger RNA. Its product is annotated as osteoclast-associated immunoglobulin-like receptor. Lineage: Eukaryota; Metazoa; Chordata; Testudines; Geoemydidae. The transcript has 4 exons. The record is from RefSeq and is a predicted model, not a curated record. The coding region runs from base 1 to 648 and encodes 215 amino acids.
AUGUCAGACCCCAGCGACCCCAUGGAGCUGGUGGUGAGAGGCUCCAGCAGCAGCUGCUCUUCCCGCCCCCUGGUGGCACAGGCCGGGUACUGCAGGGAAUCAGGUUUAGUAUCCGGUCAGUGGCACUGCCAGGUUCCCUGUUCAACCCACUUUCCGGCUGAAAACUGGGCACCGGCAACCCUGGGCCUGCGGUGCCGGCGCCAGAGACCAGCCCAUCCCAGCUUACCCAGACCCUCCAUCUCCCUGAGCCCCACUGGGGUCAUCGCCCCAGGGGCAAACGUCACCAUCUGGUGUCAGGGUCCGCGCAGGUACAUGAAGCACAUGAGGUACGUGAGGUUCUUCCUGCACAAGGCUGGAGACCUGAACCCGCAGCAACAGAUGGGCCAUGCCUGGGAUGGGGCCGAGUUCCGCAUCCCCAGCGUGGGCCGGCAGCACGGAGGAAACUACAGCUGCAGCUACCAGCCCUGGCCCUUCGUCUCCUCGCAGCCCAGCGAUACCGUGGAGCUGGUGGUAGCAGCAGCCGCCCCGGGGCACCCGGAUUUCACCCACGCCAACAUCGCCCGCCUGGGGCUGAGCGCCAUGGUCCUGCUCGUCCUGGGGCUGAUCCUGGCCGAGGCCUGUUACAGCCACCCGAGGGGGGCGCCCUAA